GUUGCCGUGCAAGCGCCUGGAUGCUGCAUGUUGAUGACGAGUUCAUUGUCAACGUGAGGUAUCAGUGCUCUGCUGCUGUGCCAGUUACAAUAAAUGUGCUUGGUUAUAUCUUAAUCGUUAUAAUGAGCGAUGUUUUCUCGCUGUCAGAUUGUGAUGUUGUUGGUUUUGAUUUAGACCACACUCUUUGUCGAUACCAUCUGCUGGAAACCUCCAGGCUAAUCUAUGACAGUUUUGCCAGAUACCUGGUUGAACACAAGGGUUAUGACAAGGAGCUUCUCACACUGACACCUGACAGAUGGGAUUUUUGCUUUAAAGGGUUGGUGAUGGACUUUGAGGACGGACAUUUGAUUAAACUAGCUGAAGAUGGAACUGUGUUGAGGGCAGCUCGCGGAACAAAGAUCUUAAGCACGGAGGAAAUAGUUCAACACUAUGGAAAGAAGCAGGAGUGGCAGCAUUUCAACAGCCUCAAGGGUUCAUUUACAAGAUCAGCAAAAUAUUAUUUUUAUGACAACUAUUUUGACCUGCCAGGAGCUCUUCUUAGUGCCAGAGUUGUGGAUCAAAUGCUUCAGAGUGGAAAUCAGAGGAUUUUGGAUUUCUGGAAGGAUAUGAUGUCUGCUAUAGACCACAAUUACAAUACGUCAGCAUUUAAAGAAAAUACUGGAACGUAUUUUCCAAGUGUGAAAAAAGACCCCGGCAAAUAUUUGCAGCCCUGCUCGGAGGCUGUGAAAGCCUGGUUGAGAAGCCUGAAGAAUGCUGGAAAAGUGCUUCUGUUAAUUACCAGCUCCCAUAGUGACUACUGCAGGCUUGUAUGUGAACACAUUCUUGGGAAAGAUUUUGAGGAACUUUUUGAAGUUGUCAUCACUAAUGCUUUGAAGCCUGGUUUCUUCUCCCAAAUACCAGAACAGAGGCCUUUCCGAACUCUUGUGAACGAUGAAGAGAGCACUGAAGGUCUCCCCUCAUUGGACAAGCCCGGCUGGUACUCUCAGGGAAACUGGGCUCACCUCCAUGAGCUGCUCAAGACUAUGACAGGACAGUCAGAGCCCCAGGUGGUGUAUUUUGGAGACAGCGUGCGCUCAGAUGUUUUCCCAGCCAGUUGCUAUGGAAACUGGGAAACCGUUCUGAUCUCAGAGGAGCUGGAAGGAGAAGGAGCCCAGACAAGUGACAUGAAGUCUAAAGAUGCUGAUGCUGAGCCAUUAGAGAAGAAGGGAAAGUAUGAUAGCAAGAAUAUGAAGACACCUUCCGCCCCCUCAGAACAGUGGGGCUCCUACUUUGUGGAUGUCUGCAAAGGGCUGGAGGAAGAGGAAGAAGAGGGGUCAUUGAAAUAUACUUGGUGCUGCCACAGCAUAAACACUUACAGUACCAUUGCCAUUCCCAGUAUAGAAGCCAUAGCAGAUCUCCCAUUGGAUUAUAAAUUCCCAAGGUUUUCACCAAAUAAACCAAGAACAACUGGCUACUACCCCAGACCCCCGGAAUCCCUUCUGAGGAUGAGCGAGAACAGCCCUAGAGAAUAAAGCAAGGGAAAUGCUUUGUUUUUAUUCUAAUCCACUAUUCAAAAAGUAGGCACAAUAGAUACAACUAAAUACAAUAAAGAACAGCACUGUAAGAUAAGACAGCCGUUAGUCAUGUGUUGUUGUCCAUCAGUAUUUUUGAAGAUAAAGUAAUAAUUUUUUUUUGGAGGGGGGGGGGGGGGGUGCAAUAAACAUUUAAUAGAGAAUGUACAAAAGGAUAAUACAUGUUCAAACAGUGACAUUAACAAUUUCAUAGUGUUAUGGAGCGCAAGCCAAAUGUGGGUAUUUUUUUGAACACAUGCAGUAUUAUCUUAGUACAAUCAUCAAGAUACAUCCAGUUCUGUCAUAUAGAUUGUAUAAUCUUAGAAUGUUUGACAUCUGUGAAUGAACAAGAUGCUUUUCAGAAAAGUAUUGGCUAAAUGAAAGCUCAAUAAUGUUCUAUAAUUUAUAAUAUAUUUUGAAGUCCACUACAAACAAAAUAUUUUCUGUUUGUUUUGCCAUCAUAUCUUGGUGCAGAAAGACUGUGCUGUGCAACAUUCUUUCAAACACGUGAAAUGUUAGGGUUGUGUUUGUUGGAAUUAAUAACUGAUUGAAGUCUUAAGCUUAAUAUUUUAAUUCUCUCAGCUGGCCCAUCGCUGAAAAGUCUGGCCCUUCUUUCUACACCUCUGCUGAGAAUUUUUUUUUUUUUUUUUGGUUCAAAA
Molecule: messenger RNA, 2209 nt
Organism: Acipenser ruthenus (sterlet)
Lineage: Eukaryota; Metazoa; Chordata; Actinopteri; Acipenseriformes; Acipenseridae
Gene: nt5dc1
Product: 5'-nucleotidase domain containing 1
Exons: 12
Coding region: 21-1511 (496 amino acids)
Molecular function (GO): 5'-nucleotidase activity
Source: RefSeq, a predicted model, not a curated record